Spodoptera litura is the source of this 1952-nucleotide messenger RNA. The record is from RefSeq and is a predicted model, not a curated record. NCBI's taxonomy places the organism in Eukaryota, Metazoa, Arthropoda, Insecta, Lepidoptera, Noctuidae.
ACAAGUACAACCCUAAUUACGCAAUUUCCAGAAACAAGUAGGUUCUGAAUGCAUUCAAAAAUAAGGAUUUUUUAGUACAAAAGGAAGCAAUAUAAACCAUACACUGUGUAUUAUUAUUUUAUAUUUCAAUAUUCUUAUUUCCUUAAGUUACGUUAAAGGAAGAUAUAAUCUACUUUUACAGAAAACAGUGCUUCCUGUUUUACAAUUAUAUUGGAAUAAUUUAGUUGAAUGCAUCAAUAAAACCAUAAACAAGUCAUCAGGUGACUGAUUGAUUUUCUUAUGUCAACUCAAAACUCCUGUCACAUGUAGGUGAUCUAGUUUUUUGUUUACAAAAAUAUUUACGAAAACACGUAAAAAAUUGGAUUCUAUUUACGAAACUCAAAUGAGAGAUGUCCUCGUUCUUAUGCUUUAUCUGCCGCAACACAGUGAACUCUGAUACCAAUGAAGAUUCGCGAGAGAAGUACAGAGAAAUCGUCGGAAUGAACCUGUGUCCAGACUCCCAUCUGUGUUAUAUUUGUGAUCAUCUAGUAAACAAACUAUGGUCAUUUAAGUCAUUAUGUCUGAAGAGAAGUCUGGAAUACCCGGUGUUAUUCAGCGCCAAAGGUACCGUUAACUUACAAAGAAGUAUCAUAAAACCGAUAAUACUAUGUACAGAAGAAAUAUGCUCUCGAACAGGCGGACACAAUUUAUAUAUAGAUAACAAAGAUCAAAGUAUAAACAGCCAAGAUUAUAUAAAACUCGAAGAUGACCGCGAUGACUAUGACGCUAAUGAUUUUUUUCAUGAAAAUACUGUUAAAGAAGCUGAAAAAUGUACAAAUGAUCGUUUAGAAACGAUUGGUGAUGAACUGUUUAACAACGAUGGUGAAACAUUUAAUAACGGUGGCGAAAUGUUUAAUUACGGUGGUGAAACUUACAAUAACGAUGGUGAAACGUUUAAUAAUGAUAGUGAAUUAGAUAAUAUUAAUACAGAACAAAUACAAGAAGAUAAUGUAACAAAUAAUUAUGAAAAUAACGAUUUAAAUGCUAAUAAUGUUGGUAUGUCUUCUGAAUUUUAUGCCGAAGAGAAAAAUGAGUGUUUAAAUGAAAUUAGAAAUGAAUGUGCUGUUCAAGAAGUUGAAGAAGAGGCUGACAGUAAAACAGACAAAAACUCGCCAAAAACUAAAAGCAAAGCGUUCGAGAAGAUCCUUCUGUCUUUCGAGGAGCAGAAGGCAGAAUUAGAACAGCAGAGAAGGAACAAGAAGUAUUUAGAAGCAGAGUUCAAAUGCUAUAACUGUGCGCUCGGGUUCCUGUUUAAGGAUACUUACCAGACCCACAUGAUGAGGCAUGAGGAGGAAGAAAAAGAUUCAAGUGGUCUACAUCAACAUUUGAAAAGGUUUCAUAUGACACGACCCGGGAACCGAACCUACUCGUGCAGCGUUUGUGGGAAGAAUUAUAACAACCAAGCCGCUGUUAGAACGCAUAUGAUAAAGCAUAUACACCGGAAAUUUUCAUGCGAUCAAUGUACUUCGAUAUUUAGUAGUCCAUAUACGCUAUCUCAACACAAGAAGAAACAUGUUCAGACAGAAGAGAGCAAGGAAUUCUUCUGUGAGACGUGUGGACUAUCAUAUUCCACGAGAAAGAGUCUUCUGGCUCACCAGAGACAGUCUCUGAAUCAUCAGAGUCGAUCAUUUGAAUGUCCAAUCUGCAAUAGGACGUGUCCAAAUGAGAAAUCUUUGGCUUCACACAUUUCGGCCGUGCAUUCAACCAGCAAAGACUUCAGUUGUUCAACGUGCAGUGCUCGAUAUACGAACAGAAAGUCUUUAGUUCGACACAUAAGAUCACAUACUAACCCUACGCCUAUAAAACUAGCCUACUGUCAUAUAUGUGGAAAUAGUUUUAAAGUAAGUACCUGUAGGUAACUGUACAAACUAUGCAAUCUAUUUACAUCUGAAAAUGAACCUAAAAACUACCAC